Brachypodium distachyon (stiff brome) is the source of this 996-nucleotide messenger RNA. Its product is annotated as signal peptidase complex catalytic subunit SEC11A. Gene Ontology annotation, molecular function: serine-type endopeptidase activity. Gene Ontology annotation, cellular component: membrane; signal peptidase complex. The transcript has 8 exons. The coding region runs from base 103 to 645 and encodes 180 amino acids. NCBI's taxonomy places the organism in Eukaryota, Viridiplantae, Streptophyta, Magnoliopsida, Poales, Poaceae. The record is from RefSeq and is a predicted model, not a curated record.
GCACCCUGUCUGAAAAAAAGAAAAAGAAAACAGAAAUUGAAGAGUCGCCGAAAAAAUAGACGGGGGAAGUUUUCCGCCGCGGAGAGCCGAGCGACGAGCGUGAUGGGGUUCAUCGGCGACCAGGUGGAGUCGAUCCGCUCGAUGCAGGUCCGCCAUGUGCUCUCGCAGAUCAUCAGCCUCGGUAUGAUUGUUACGUCGGCAUUGAUCAUAUGGAAAGGAUUGAUGGUCGCAACAGGGAGCGAGUCCCCAGUGGUGGUGGUUCUUUCUGGUAGCAUGGAGCCUGGAUUUAAAAGGGGUGAUAUCCUGUUUUUGCGCAUGAGCAAAGAACCUAUCCGCACUGGAGAAAUAGUUGUUUUUAAUAUUGAUGGCCGUGAAAUUCCAAUUGUUCACCGUGUGAUAAAGGUUCACGAGCGCCAGGAAAGUGCAGAAGUUGAUAUCCUGACGAAAGGUGACAACAAUUUUGGGGAUGACCGACUUUUGUAUGCACAAGGACAGCUUUGGCUUCAUCAACAUCACAUUAUGGGACGGGCUGUAGGCUAUCUUCCCUAUGUCGGGUGGGUUACAAUUGUCAUGACUGAGAAGCCGAUUAUCAAGUACCUUCUGAUUGGCGCACUGGGCCUGCUGGUCAUAACAUCGAAAGAGUAAAGAUGUCAACCUUGCCACUCGGGUUGUUGUAGUGCAAAUGUAGAAGACAGAAGAUGUCCCGUCACACCAUGCAUCCAACCAAAGAUAUGUGUAAUCUACUCAAUCAGUUAAUUGCAUUAGACACUACAGUUAGCCUUUUCAGAAAUGAUUUUUGUAACACUGAAAGCCGAGAACUAACCUUAUGUUGGUUGGAUGCACCUAUGGAAGAGUUAGCUAAAAUUGUCGUUCAAGACAAACUAGAACUGUACUGAAUUUCCGCACUGUGUCGCCUCAUUAGCUGACCCUGAGAUCUUAUCCAGUACAUGGGGACUUGCGGCCAGAUAAAUUAAAAACAAAUUGAGGACCUGGAUA